GAUGCAUUAUGCUGGAAGUGUGUUCAUGUUCGAAAUAAACUAGAAGAAAGAAUGUUGGCGAGGUUAAAAAACAAAAAGACAUGCUCUUAAGACUGAAACUGACCUGUUCCUGAGACAGAGAGAGCCCAGCACCAUGCCUCCGUAGGCAUCGCUGAAGAGCUGCAGGGCUUUGGGGGACACGUCCGGGUUGAGAAAAACCCGGUUCUCCUCGGCGGCUGUAAAGAGUCUGUCCCCGAUCUGCUCGGGGAAGCCCACCAGGGAGUCGACGUGGUGGACGUUGUCCGCCACGAAGAGGAGGACGAUGUCGAAGAGCGACUUGGUGCUGUACCUCAGGCUGCCCUCCGCGUUGUAGAUUGAUCUGGACUGUACACAAUCGUGUAAAUGGCAGCAAACGACCCAUUUCAGUUCCAAGAAUUUGAAGAGGGCAAUCUGCUAGCAGCUGACAAAGAUUCAACCUCUAUCAGCAUUGAGGACGAUUUCAUCAACUCUGACACGUCGAGGAAGACCCCCAGUCUCUCUCCUGAUGACGACCCGCUUGCGAGUGAUGACAAAUCUGAGCUUCUCUCCGGGCAGAAGAAAAGUGUCCCUUUCUGGACGUUUGAUUACUACCAAAUGCUUUUCAACGUGGACACACAUCAUGUAAAGGAGAGGAUAAUUGGUUCCGUUCUGCCAUGGCCCGGAAAGAACUUCAUUCAAGUCUACCUUCGUCGAAACCCUGAUCUCUAUGGGCCAUUCUGGAUCUGCACGACUCUUGUAUUUGCCAUCGCCAUCAGUGGAAACAUAUCUACCUUCCUGGUUAACUUAGGCAAACCAGAAUACAAGUACAGCCCUGAGUUUGGAAAAGUGACCAUAGCUGCCACGGCCAUCUUCAGCUACGCUUGGCUGGUGCCGCUUGCUGUUUGGGGUUUCCUGCUUUGGAGAAGCAACAAGAUUAUGAACUUGGUUUCAUAUUCCUUUAUAGAGAUUGUCUGUGUGUAUGGAUACUCCCUGUUCAUCUACAUUCCUGCAGUGGUUCUGUGGAUAUUCCCGUUCGAGUGGCUGAGGUGGCUCUCCAUCCUGGUGGCACUCUUCCUGUCCGGUUCUGUCCUGGUCAUCACCUUCUGGCCCGCUGUGCGCGACGACCAGCCCAAGGUUAUCGCGGCGGUCAUGUCGGCCAUCGUGGUGCUCAACGUCCUGCUCGCCGUCGGAUGCAAGGCCUAUUUUUUCAGCAAAGCAGCGCCGGUGUUAAUACCUGAUAAGUUAGCAGCGACAGCAGGGAUCCAUGCACAUGCCACAACAUGAGAAGCUGCCAUUGUUUGAAGGUUCUCCUGUUGCCUUACUACAGAGAAUCGGGUUGCUGUGGUGAUGAAGUCACAGGCUGUCUGGAUUUCACCUGCACUCGCACCUACUAACUAGCCCAAGACCUGAAAGCCUAGCUUCAAUGCUUGGUUACAUGGCUGACAAUGAACACUGGUACCAAGUAUGUUGUUUCUACUGGGGUGGCUUCUGACCUUACAUAAAGACAAUCAGCCAAAAUAACUCGUCUUUUGGAGGCAUCUAUUUAUUUAAUGUUAUGAUCAUGGGAUACCACACUGCAAAAACUGAAAUCUAAGUAAGAUGAAAUAUCUCAAAUAAGGGUGA
Messenger RNA from Entelurus aequoreus (snake pipefish), 1620 nucleotides. RefSeq names its product Yip1 domain family, member 1 (gene yipf1). The coding region runs from base 382 to 1281 and encodes 299 amino acids. Gene Ontology annotation, cellular component: membrane; Golgi apparatus. Gene Ontology annotation, biological process: vesicle-mediated transport. Lineage: Eukaryota; Metazoa; Chordata; Actinopteri; Syngnathiformes; Syngnathidae. Gene Ontology annotation, molecular function: small GTPase binding. The record is from RefSeq and is a predicted model, not a curated record. The transcript has 10 exons.